Molecule: messenger RNA, 6246 nt
Organism: Pseudozyma flocculosa PF-1
Lineage: Eukaryota; Fungi; Basidiomycota; Ustilaginomycetes; Ustilaginales; Ustilaginaceae
Exons: 4
Coding region: 1-6246 (2081 amino acids)
Biological process (GO): protein dephosphorylation
Molecular function (GO): protein phosphatase regulator activity
Source: RefSeq, a predicted model, not a curated record
AUGACUGGCCAAGCUGAACAGCAAAAGGAGGCGACUCCGCAGGCGGGCGAGACGACGACGACUGCGGCGUCCUCGAGCCGGCCCAACAGCCUGGCCUUUCCCUCGACCGGAGGCGCUGCCAAGCACCUCAACCCGGCCGUCAGGAGGGCGGCCGAAGGCGGGCGGCACCACCAGCGCUCCCACUCGAUCGACACAAAGGACCGCACCAGCCCCAUCCUCGGCUUUGGUCCGCUGCAGGGCGACAUUGCAAAGUUCCUCUCGGCCUCCAGCGCCGAGGGCUCGUCGUCGGUCGCUGCGAACGGCUCGGUCGAUGGUCCCAAGUCGCCCAUCGGCAGCGAGGCGGGCGCCAAGGACGUCACCUCACCUCCUGCAUCGGCGGUUCCGAGCGGGUCUGUCACCGGCGGCGGUGGCCAGCCGCUGCAGAAGCGCGUCUCGCUAACAAGCUUAUCUGGAGCCGGCACCGCUCACGCCGCAACAACUGCUGCUGGCCUGGCUCGGCCCAUUCCGCGCAAGGCCAGCAACGGGUCCAUCUCCAGCUCCAGUGGUGGCGAGGGCUCGCCGGAGCAGGCUUCCUCCGCGUCGUCGUCGUCGUUGUCGUCUUCGGACGCUCGACCGGUCAACCCCGCCAGGAAGGCUGACAACAAGGUCCCUGGCGCAGGCGCAAGCGGAAGCGGAAGUGGUGGCGGUGCCAGCGGCCUGGGCAGCAAGGACGCGUCCAAGAGGACCGCCUCGCCUGCCCGCGGCCACUAUUCGGGCAAGCCGAUAUCCCCGCGCCUGGCGCCGUACUCGAGCGGCGGCAUGAGCGGCCAUGCGCGCAGGAUCAGCUCGGAGCUCGGCGGCACCCACCGACCUCCGUCGCCCAUCUUCCUGCCCUCGGCCUCGCCGCCGACGCUGCCGGCCAAUCCGGACCCGCAGCACAGCUGGGACUCUGUCUGGCCGCGCUCGCCGACGUCUGACCGCGCGCAGAACAUCAAGCGCCUCGGCUCGCCCGCGUCGACGGCGUCGUCGAGCAGCCCGUCCGAGUCGGCCGGCAGCGGGAGCCGCCCCUCGCCGCACUCGUCCCCGCUCACGCACCAGCAGUCGGACCACGCCUCCCUGCUCUCCCGCUCUCCGCGUGCGCACCAGGACCUGGCUGGCAGCCCGUACUCGACGAGCCCGACAAUAGGCAGGCCCAAGGCGCGGCGGCCGCACGAGCUCAGGGGCUCGUCGUCCUCUCCGACGCUGCGCGUGGCCGGCUUCCCGCUGAGCAAGGAGGAGCCAGGAUCCCCUCGCAGCCUCCGUGGUGGUCUUGCACCGCGGCAGAGGGGCAUGGAGACGUCCAAGAGCGAGCCCAUCCCCAGGAUUGGCUUCAAUCCAGUGGCGCCCGCCGACGGCGACGCGGCGGCGCUGCCUGCAGCGACGUCGUUGACCGAGGCGAAGACGCCGCCAGCGAGCGGCGUCUCGUCGACCAGAAUGGAUGCCACCGCCGACGCCACCGAACCGUCGAAAAGGGCCGACACGACGAGCGAUGCGGACGCACACUCGCAAACGGCGCUGCAUCGACCCGUCCUCCCCAUCCUCACGGCGAGUUCUGCGACGUCUCCGAGAUCGCCGUUCCUCCAGCUCUCGUCGCCGACGACACACGCCCCCUCGCAGCACGAUAUGCAGCUUUCCGAGAGUCCGCCCAAGACGCGCAGCUUCAUCGCCAUGCCGCCGCGGUCGGGCUACGAGCUGAGCGACGACCCCGACGACGUCGGCUCCGAAGAAGACGGCUCGAGCUCCGGCCAGGGCAGCGUCGGCACCAACGGCGAGGACGAAGACUCGUGCGACGAGGCCGACGAACACCACCGCGACGAAGACGACGCGAUGCUGGAUGAGAGCAUGGCGGACGCUAGCGAGUCCGGCGCCGAUGGCAGCGUCGAGGGGAAGCAUAACGGCGAUGCGUUGCGGUCGCGAGUGCCCGGCGGCGAGGCGGCAAAUGGCCUCGUCAACGGCGACAUGGCCUUGGACAUGGAGCCGCCAGCUCGACCGAGUCUGCCGAAGCGACCGAGCCUGACUCGGUCCGGCGCAGUCCCGGCACCGCCGCCGGUCCUCGAUCCGCUCGCCAGCGCCGAGUCGUCGGCGAGGGCGCUUGCCGUGCACAAGGGGUCCCAGGGCGCGAGCCUGCUGACCUACUUCAAGGACCAGCAAGAUCAGGGAGACAGCGGCUCGGCCGUCCCGCCUCCCUUAGCCAUGGAUGAAGGGCUGCAGAUAAAUGACGCGGUUCAACCGUCAGCCCUGGGUCUCGACGCUGCAGGGAUGGCCGAGGCCGUCGACGACAACAUGAUGGGCGAGGGACCGAACGGCGAACAGGUCGAGGAGAGCCUCAACACGCUCGAGCGCAUCUUUCUCUUCGCCAAGAGCGAUCUGGCCUACCAUCGCGUGCUGGUGGCAAGCUCGCUGCCGGACUGGAUCCGCGACGUGGAGCUGAGCGACGCGGUCGAGUACAUCAUCCCACUUCUCAACGGCCUGGGUACCGAUGAACUCGACGUUUGCGCCGCCUUUGCGCCGGAGCUGUCGCGCGUCAUGUGGUUUUUCUUCCGCAACUGCCCGCUUGCGGAGCUGGCAGAGCAGUCGACGCCUCUCGAAGGGUCGGCGAGCACAGAUGCCGGCAACGCAGCAGCAGCAGCAGGGGAAGCCCGGCCGGUGGAGGAGGACGAGGUGGCUACGCGGCCUCGGAUCAGCGUCAGCACCUUCACCUCGCUGCUCUGUGCGCUGCUGCUCAACCAGAACAACCUCAUCGCCGGCGCGACGCAGCAAUCCCUGGUCCAGUUCUUCUGCCGGCUCGAGAACCGCGAGCUCGAUGCGCCGAAGCCCGACGCGCACGGCGCCCAGGGCGAGGAGAAGCUCGACCAGGCAGCCAUCGACGCGCAGGAGGCGCGCAAGAUGGAGCUGCACAUGGACGGCCUCAUCACCCACGCCGUCGGCCGGGACGGUCAGCCGGUGCCGCACGAGCCGUACGACUUCGACGAGCGGGCAAGGCACGCCAUCCGGACGGAGCUGCUCGACAACGUGGCCUUCGCCAUCGCUCGCCUGAGCCAGGAGCAGGCCCGCGAUUCGGCGCCGCAGGCGAUGGAGGACGUCUCGUACGACGAGGCAGCCUCCGCGCCGGAAGGCGGCGACGCGGCCGCGCCCAUGCACGAGGCAUCGGCGGAAGCGCGCCACGAGGCCUCGACUGCUGCUGAUCCGCCGAACGAGGAGCAGCAGCGCGACAUUGCGGCCGGCGUCGAUUCGCCGACCCACCCAUCGUCGGUGCCGCUGCCCGACACCGAGGAGGGCCGCUGGCAGGGCGAACAGGAUGGCCAGAAUUCACCCCACGAGGGGACGACGACAGCCGACGCCGACAUGAUGGACGAGAGCCAGCUGCUCGAGUCGUGGAACGGCGGCAGCUCGCCGUUUGCCUUUGGCAGCACGCCCAACAUGAGCGAGUACAAGGCCGAUAUUGACGAGGAGGCGGCCGUCGGGAGGAUGGCCUCGGUGAGCUUGCUGGCCGCGCUCGCUGUCGAGGAGCUCGUCGCCCGCGACCUGCUGCUGGAGCGCCUGCUGCCCGAGGUGCUCGCCCUCGCCGACGAUGCGGCCUUUUUCGUGCGCAAGGAGGUGGCUGGCGCGCUCGGCCCGAUGGCCAAGAACCUCGACCACGACACUGUCACCGAACGGCUGCUCCCCGCCUUUGAGAGGGCGAUGGCCGACCGCAUCUGGCACGUUCGCCUGGCCGCCUGCUUCUCGCUGCCCGCCAUCCUGGGCCGCCUCAACGCGCCAGAGAAGCGCAGCAGGACGGUGUCCAGCCUCCGCACGUUUGUCAACGACGUGUCGCGCAAGGUGCGCCUGGCCGCGCUCGAAGUCCUCGGCGAGGCCAUCUUCAUGUUCAAGGAUGACGCCGAGGGCGUGCCCGACGAGAUGGUCCGCUUCUUCAUCGGCGAGCCCUUUGACGGUCCGCCGCAGCAGGGCGAGACGUCGCUCUCGUUUGACCCUUCGUUUGGCGCCGAUUCCUCGCGCGACGAUGGCCAGCCACAGCAGCCGGACGCGGCUGGUGCUGCGGACGACGACGCCGACUCGCUGCUCGUCAGCUUCGGUUUCUCGCAGGGUGGUGCGGGCGGUGGCGGCGGCGGAGGCAUCGGCGGAUUCGGCGGUGGCGACGAUUCGCUGGGUGGAUCGCGCUGGGACAGCGGCUUCGGCUCGACCGACACCGAUCCCGACAGGCCGCUGGUGGUGGCGUUCAACAUCCCCGCCGUCGUGCUGACGCUGGGCGCUGAGCGGUGGCCGCAGCUGCGCAAGACGUACCUCGAGCUGACCGAGCACGCCGUGCUCAACGUCCGCAAGAGCCUCGCCGCCUCGCUGCACGAGAUUGCCAAGAUCAUCGGGCCCGAUGCCGCCAAGGACGACCUGCUUCCGGCGGCCGACCGCUUCCUCGGCGACCACGAGCACGAGGUGCGCAUCGCCGUCCUCGAAAACAUCGACGUCCUCCUCCGCUGCCUGCCCAGGCCCGAGGCCGAGUCGACCCUGCAGCGGCUGCUGGCGCUGUGGUCGAUGGACUUUUCGCGCGACUGGCGCCUCCGCGAGCGGCUGGCGCUCCAUAUCCCCAGCAUGGCCAAGCAGUUCCUGCUCGACGACGAGCAGGGCCAGCUCGUGACGCUGAUGCACAUGGCGCUGGCCGACUCGGUGAGCGCGGUCCGCGACGCCGGGGUCAAAUGUGUCCCCGAUCUCUACCGCACGUUCGCCGACAAUGACCAGGUCAUCGCCGACGGCUUCCUGGGCAUCGUUUCCGACCUCGGCGACAGCGAGGGCUACCGGCUCCGGGUGGCCUGCCUCCUCUGCAUCCAGGCGCUCGUCGACAAGGGCAUCCAGCGCUCCUCGUGUGAGCUGCUCCUCGUUGGUCGGCUGGUGCAGAUGGGCAGCGAUCGCGUCGUCGACGUGCGCAUCGCACUGGCGCGCACCGUGGGCCAGAUGUGUCGCCGCCAAGAGCUCUACGCCUCUCCGCAGUCUCGCUCGCCGGAGCUCAACGGCCUUCUGGCGCGCCUGGCCCGCGACCGCUCCCACGAGGUGCGCGAGGCCAUCGACGGCAUCCUCACACCGGACGAGGCGGCGCGCUUCACCGCGGCCAAUGGCGACGAAUCGCCGGCCGACGCGCCGCGUACGCUCGUCCUCGGACCCGCCGAAGGAGGCCCCCACAAGCCCGAGGGAUCCUUGGGCGCCAUGGGGACGGGCCAGGUCGAUCUGGGUCAGACGACUCUGCCGAUGUUCGACAUGGACGAGAGCCACGAUCUCGAGGACGUCGACAUGGGCGACGGUGUUGGCGAGGCUAGCGGUAGCGGCAGCGGUGAACACGCCGAAGCUCGGAACAGCGCUGAUCCCUCGGGCGACGACCAAGGCCAUUCCUUUGCGGUCCCGCUCCGGCAUAGCGGCGACGGCGACGAUGACGACAACGACGGCCACGGGCCGGCCGACGCCGGCGACGCCUCCUUUGAAGAGGACGAGGCGCCGCACCACUUGCUUGGCGUCGACCCCGAUGCUGAGGACGACGAAGCGGCAGGGGCGAAGAGCCUCGACACAGGGGGCGUUGGGGAAACGCUCUCGCUGUCGUCGCCGCAGCGGAUGCAGCAGGCGGGUCAAGGCGGCCCUGCGGCCUCCAACGGCGGAGGUGACAAUGUCGAUACCAACGGCGGCGGCGGCGUUAGCAGCAUCAGCAGCGGGAGCCCGAGCACAAAGGCUCGAGGGUCCGAUCCCUUCCUGGCCUUUGUUGCCGGACGCAGGUCCCAGGACCUCUCGCGCCUCAAGAUCAACUUCGACCUCGACCCCAACCUCGAUCGCAGCGAGCCGAUGCGGCAAGGCGGGCACGCUUCGUCUCCCGCGAGGACGCCCGGCGAUGCAUCUCCCGAUGCUGCCGCUGUCACGGCCACCAGAGGUCCGACCGAGACUGCGCUAGCGCAGCUGGCCGAGGACGUGGGCGAGUCGCUGCGCAGUCCAGGCUCGUCCGAAGACGGCUCCACGGGCAGGCGAUCUGCGCCUUCGUCGGGCGACUGGUCGCAGCUGAGGGGCGACCUGCCGUCGUCGCAGCAGGGCGCGCCGGGCGGUGGCGGCGGUGCUGGCGAGUCCGUAGAAGCUCCGUCCGACCCGACGAGCAGCCCACAGGCCAACGCGUUGUCGACGGCGACCCCGGCCAGCAGCUCUGGCGAUGGCGAUGGCGAUGAGGACUUUGUCACGAUCGACGCCGAUGAAACGGCACGUUGA